AUGAAAAAAAUAAAUUUAUUAGUAAACAAAUUAAAAAAUGUUUUUACAAAGAAGAAUAAUAAUCAAGUUCAAUCAUCUAUACUAAGAAAUAUUAAAAUGCAAAAUAUAUACUCUAACGAGAAAGUUAAUAAAAAGGAGCAUUAUAUUUAUUUUAAAGAAUAUGAUAUAAAAACAAAUAAUUGCAAUUAUAGGCAGGUAAUAAAAACUAAAAAGUUGUUUAAAAUUGGAAACAAUAAUAAAAAUAUUGUUUUAUCCAUUUGUAUUGGUUCUAUUUCAAGUAUAAUUUUAUUUGUAUUUUUUAUAUCAACAAAAUGGAAUAAUUAUGAUUAUUAA
This is a messenger RNA of Plasmodium relictum, 333 nucleotides long. Its product is annotated as conserved Plasmodium protein, unknown function. The record is from RefSeq and is a predicted model, not a curated record. Lineage: Eukaryota; Apicomplexa; Aconoidasida; Haemosporida; Plasmodiidae. The coding region runs from base 1 to 333 and encodes 110 amino acids. The transcript is spliced from 2 exons.